Messenger RNA from Musca vetustissima, 1125 nucleotides. RefSeq names its product zinc finger Ran-binding domain-containing protein 2-like. Bases 4 to 1125 code for a protein of 373 amino acids. The record is from RefSeq and is a predicted model, not a curated record. Gene Ontology annotation, molecular function: lipopolysaccharide binding; RNA binding. The transcript is spliced from 3 exons. Lineage: Eukaryota; Metazoa; Arthropoda; Insecta; Diptera; Muscidae.
AGGAUGUCUUCUGUUUCGGAAAGCAGCAGCGGUGGUGAUUGGAUUUGUGGUGAUGUAACCUGUCGACAUUUGAAUUUUGCUCGACGCAGUCGUUGCAAUAAGUGUCGUCGUUCCCGCAGCACCGAACGUGGAAGCAAUGCGGCCGGUAGCAAAAAGCUGGGCACGGAGAUUGGCAAGGCUGCAGCGGAAAAGUCUCGUGGUCUGUUUAGUGCCGAUGAUUGGCAGUGUCACAAAUGUGCGAAUGUUAAUUGGGCCCGUCGCCAGACCUGCAAUAUGUGUAAUGCUCCAAAGGUGAUCGAUAAUGAGGAAAGGACGGGCUUGGGAGGUGGUUACAAUGAUCGUGGCGUAGUUGAGUAUAAGGAGCACGUUGAAUCCGACAGCGAAUACGAUGAAUUUGGUCGUCUAAAGAAACGCAAAAAGGGCGCCAGGGAAUCGAACACAAAACGUGCAGCAAACAAUGCAGAAGAGGAAGAUGAUGAUGAGGACGACGAAGAAGAAGGAGAUGAAGAUGACUUGGCCAAGUAUGAUCUGUUUGGCGAUGAGGAUGAUGCUGAUGGAGAUGGUCAUCAGGAGGGUUCUAAUAAUAAAUCGAAUUACAAUGCUUCUGGUUCAAAAUACGACAACAAAAGAAAAUCACGUUCCCGUAGCAGAUCCCAGCAACACAAAAGACAUGCACAUUCAAGAUCUUCCUCAAGCCGAUCAUCAUCGUCAUCUUCCUCCUCGUCGUCGUCAUCCUCUUCUGCAUCAUCGUCAUCGUCCAACACAUCAUCAUCGUCAAGAUCAUCGACUCACUCGAAACCUAGAUCAAAGAGUAGUCACAAAAACAGGAAGCCCUCCCAUUCACGCUCCCAUAGUCGUAGUCCACAUAGAAACAAAGUACAAAAUAGACAGCGUUCGCCACCGCCGCGCGAUCGCCAUAAAACCUCCUCAUCCAAUCACAGUCAUCACAACAGUGAUGAUUCAAAUUCACGCUCAAAAUCACACAGUUCAACACGUUCACUAUCAUCGUCCAAACGUAAUCACAGUCGGAAUUCGAGUUCAUCUCGCAAGCACUCCAGGUCACCGCGUUCCCACAGGCGGACUCGAUCACGUUCAAGAUCGAUUUCACCAAAACGUAAACGUUAA